Messenger RNA from Oppia nitens, 1240 nucleotides. RefSeq names its product periplasmic serine endoprotease DegP-like. The record is from RefSeq and is a predicted model, not a curated record. The transcript is spliced from 5 exons. Lineage: Eukaryota; Metazoa; Arthropoda; Arachnida; Sarcoptiformes; Oppiidae. Bases 71 to 1240 code for a protein of 389 amino acids. Gene Ontology annotation, molecular function: protein binding.
ACUGUACUAUAAUUUGCAAGUAUUUGUCACAAUUAAAAAUAUUUUGUUUUAUUACAAUAAUUACAAAGAUAUGAAUAAAAUCUGUCCAAUAAUUUCAUACAAAUGGUUUUCAUGGCUAACGACCGCAGCCAUCGGCACAAAUCAUUGGUGUCAAUACCGAAGCCGACCGACAUCUGAAAAAGCCAUCAAAUGGCAAAUAAUAGUAAAACCAAAGUUGUCAUCAAUAAGAAAUGCUUUAGUCAUGGAUGAUAAAGAAUGGAUGAGUAGUCUAGUAAUUGAUAAUUUUGAUUCAAUAGUUAAAGUGUGGUCCAGCGAUAAACUUAAUCCGGAAAAGGGAGUGCAGGGGACAGGGUUUGUAGUGUUUGGCGAUGAGGGACUCAUAAUUACAAAUUAUCAUAACGUUAUGGACAAACAUUUUGUACAAAUUAACUUUUCAAUGGAUAUAUCACCGGUCGAGUUGAUAGCUGACAGCGAUCCAUCAGAUCCACAAAAUUAUGAAAAUGUAUUUCUUUGGUGGACUCAAGUUAUUUAUGUCGAACCACACCUGGAUUUAGCACUUUUGAAACUCCCGUUAGUUAACGACAAUAAAUUAAAUGAAUUGACAUUAGCUGACAAUGACUCGGAAGUGGGAGAUGAAGUCAUAACUAUCGGUAAUCCAAAAAUCGGUUAUUCAUUAGGUGUGGGUAUAAUAAGUAAUAUAAAACGGUGUUAUACUUUUUCUACCGGAUAUUUACUUUAUGGUACACUUAUGUGGCCUGAAAAUCAAUUAUACACUUCUUGGAAAAUCAAUUUAAGUAAAGGUUUUUCCGGAUCUCCAGUGCUUAACCAAACGGGACAAGUGAUGGGAGUAUUGUUUGCAAAAACAGAGUUCAGAGAUGUUUCUAUAACACGAAGAGAUGAUCUUUUAGGUUUUCUAACCAGAGCUACAAGUAAUGGGAUGGCUGUCUAUGAAAAUCUAAAGACUAAGAGAAAACAAUUGUUCACAAAUAAGUUGUUUAUCGGUGUUGUCAUUGAAUAUUACGAUUCUGUAUGUAUUGUCUCUGGAUUUAUGCCGUAUGCCUAUAGUGUCAGAAAUGUUUUUAAUAUAGGAGAUGUGAUUAAUACUGUCAAUGACAUACAAGUGGACACAAUUGAUGAGAUCAUUGAUGUUUUAAAUGCUGAACCCGAUAGUCAAUCAAUUGAAUUUAAUGUAUUAAGAGGAGGCUCUCAAACCAAUGUUACAAUUAAUAAGAAUACCUAA